GGAGCAUCAAUUGGGUUUUUGGUUACCUUGUGUCCAAAAAGAAGCAAAGAAAUCCGAGAAAUGUUUUAAUGGCUCUCACACUUUCCUUCUUUCUCUUUUUCUUGGGAGUCAAAUAAAUAAAGAAAGAAAGUCACAACUGAAAAAGACUGCUACUACCCCUUCCCUUUCCCUCUCUCUCUUCCUCUGUUCCCUAAUAGCCUCUCGUUCUUCCUCUAAAUCUACCUCUCUAUUCUUGGAUUCACCUUCGUAUCUUACACUUGACACUCUGUAGGGUUGAACACAGCUUGAUCUGGUUUGGACUUUCAUUCUUAAUUUGUAGUUAACUUGUUCAUGGUUUAUUCUCCAAAUUCAAGCACAAAUAGAACUGUAAGACUUUGAAGAUUUCUGGGUCUGGCUCAAACAUUACGUAUUUUUAAACUUUUUCAAGUGGACUGGGCAUGGUGGGUCAAGAGGAUGGGAAUCCUCUGGUUCCGCGCCAGCUUCCUUCUGCUGCUGGGAACCGCAAAAUGUUCUGGCGCUCUGCGUCUUGGUCUUCUUCUAGGACUGCCCUUCAAAACCCUGAAGCUGAAGAGAAAGACUGUGUCAUAGAUCCAAAUAGUAAUGAUAUCGGAAAUGGUCACAAUGGGCAAAAUCGUAGGUACCCUGCUCCCUUAACCCCACGGUCCCAACAAAACUGUAAAGCGCGGUCAUGCUUGCCGCCUCUGCAGCCGUUGGCUAUUUCUCGCAGAAGUUUAGAUGAGUGGCCAAAAGCAGGUUCCGAUGAUUUGGGCGAGUGGCCUCAGCCGAUCACCCCUGGUGGGAACAAGAGUGGUGAGAGAUUGAAGCUUGAUUUAUCUUCAAUCCAAAGAAAUCCGGAUAGGAAUUCUGGGUCAGUGAAGAGAGAUAGGAUUGCUUUUUUUGAUAAAGAAUGCUCAAAAGUAGCGGAACAUGUGUAUCUUGGUGGGGAUGCUGUUGCAAAGGAUAGGGAGAUUUUGAAACAGAAUGGAAUUACCCAUGUGCUGAAUUGCGUGGGUUUUGUCUGUCCCGAGUAUUUCAAGGCUGAUUUUAUGUAUAGGACCUUGUGGUUGCAGGAUAGUCCCUCAGAGGAUAUUACAAGUAUUCUUUAUGAUGUUUUUGAUUAUUUUGAGGAUGUUAGGGAACAGGGUGGAAGGGUUUUUGUUCAUUGUUGUCAAGGGGUUUCGCGGUCCACCUCAUUGGUGAUAGCAUAUCUUAUGUGGAGAGAAGGUCAGAGUUUUGACGAUGCCUUUCAAUAUGUGAAAGCAGCAAGAGGUAUUGCUGACCCCAACAUGGGUUUUGCUUGCCAGUUAUUACAGUGCCAGAAGAGGGUCCAUGCAUUCCCUCUUAGCCCUAGUUCGUUGUUGAGGAUGUAUAGAAUUGCCCCACACUCACCAUAUGAUCCCUUACAUCUUGUCCCCAGAAUGUUGAAUGAUCCUUCACCGUCUGCUUUGGAUUCUAGAGGUGCCUUCAUUGUUCAUAUUCCUUCUGCAAUAUAUAUCUGGAUUGGUAAAUAUUGUGAGGCUAUUAUGGAAAGGGAUGCUAGAGGGGCUGUAUGUCAGAUUGUUCGUUACGAGAGAGCUCAAGGGCCAAUAAUUGUAAUGAAAGAAGGGGAGGAGCCAGCUUAUUUUUGGGAUGCUUUUUCAAAUUAUCUACCUUUAAUGGAUAAAUCUCGGAAUGGGGUGGAUGCUGGGGAACCAGCUGUUAAAAUUUGCCCUGGUGAGAGAAAACUGGAGGCUUAUAAUGUUGAUUUUGAGAUUUUCCAAAAAGCUAUUAAGGGAGGAUUUGUGCCUCCUUUUGCAUCAUCAGAGAAUGAACAUGAAACCCACCUUCCAGCUAGAGAAAGCAGUUGGAGUGUGCUAAGGCGGAAAUUUGCCCCGAGUGACAUGAAGGAAUUUGUCUCAGCACCGAAGAUAUUUCUGUCCAGAGUCUAUUCAGAUUCUAUGAUGAUUGUGCACUCCUCAUCACCGUCAUCUUCGUCGUUGUCAUCAUCUUCAUCUUCUUCACCUCCUUAUCUCUCUCCAGAUUCCAUUUCUUCUGAUUCUAGUACUAGCUCAAAGUAUUCCUCAGAAUCUUCCCUAGAUUCUCCUUCAGCAGCUUCAUGUUCUGUCCUUGUAUCUUCAACAUUAUCUAACUUCUCUAAUUUGUCACUUCUUUCGUCUAAGGCUUCUUCUAAACCAUCAUCUAACACUCCUGAAUUUCAUGCUGUCAGUAGCAUCAAUAGCAUGUCAAAUCAUUGUUCUCAAGUGACUUCCUCACCAUCUAAAAAAUCUUCACCUUCACUUGCAGAACGCAGAGGUAGCUUGUCAAAGUCUUUGAAGCUGCCAGUGAUGACUGAUAAGGGGGUGACUAAAAUUCCUCCGAGUUCACUUGACUGCCAGAAAGAUGGUGCUAGGAUAAACGAGAAUAAUUUCUCUUGGUGUAAUUCAAAUAGUAUAGAAAUUGUUUUAGAGUCCAAGAAUGAUUCUAAAGGAGAUGAAGAUUCAAGGCAACAACGCAAGUUGAAUAUAUCUCUAGAUAGAGUAGCUGGUGCUGACUUGUGUCGCGAAGAAACUGCCAUUGUAAAUGAUUAUGAUUGCUCAGAUAGAAAUUCUCCUUUGGAAGAAGGCUUGGGGUGUUCUAUUACAAAUGGGAAGGAGGAAAGUGUUUCAUCUUGUUGUAAUCGAAUGCAACCAUUGGUAUUCAAUUGGCCCAGUUUGGAAAGAAUCACAACUUUUGGUACCAGUGGCUUGGAUUCUAAGGCUGCAUUUGCAAUUUUAGCGCCAACUAAAGAUUUAGGCAGAGAUGAGAGUAGGGUUCUAUAUUUUUGGUUGGGAAGGUCUUUCCCAUUUGAUGAGAACCUGAUUCAGUUAGAUUGCUGCAAAGGAUUGAUGGAUGUGAAACAUACUGACUGGAAUCAAGUAGGUUGUCAUGUUCUAACUCAAAUGGGUCUUCCAAAGGAUAUCCCCGUUAAGAUUAUCAGAGAAGAUGAAGAACCAGUGGAAUUUCUUGCAUUGUUGAACUCGUUAUAGCAUCACUGUGAUCUAGGAGGAUCCUUUCAAUAGCUUACAUCUUUCACUUGCAUCAGCUGUCCUAAUUUACAUCACAAGUUUAGAAUCGCAAAAAAUGAACUUUCGUGAUGAAAUCAUGAGGCGGCUGCUUUCAAGCUAUUUGCGGCUGUUCAUCUGGUUGUACAGUACUUAACACCCUCAUAACUGAAUCAUUUUGUCCCAUAAAUUUAAUGUUCUUGUAUAUUCAUUAUUGUCAAAAACAAAUUGCUGAAGGCCUUUCUGGGAAAAAUAGAUACACUUAAAUUCUGCCUACUGAUUGAUUCUCAUUUUCUUUUUGAAAUUUCUGUUUGGGUUGGUGUAACUUUGCAUGCCUAGUGUACUGUCCUUGGCAUGCUUUAACACUUCCUUCUGAAGAUAUGCUGACAUGUAAGUGCUGAUGGUGAAAAUUGGCUAGCCGGCUGUCAUUUUCAUCUCAAACUUCUGUUUCAGAGGGAAGAUUUUACAAUCUUGUGCAUGCAUAUGUAUAAAAAUCACAACCCGUGUAUGCUUUAUACUUCCAGAAAAGGGGUUUGCACUUUGAUGAUUUUUUUCCCCUUGUUAAUUGGACUGGAUAAGCCAUGGUUGGAAACUAUUGUUUUUUGGCUA
Molecule: messenger RNA, 3629 nt
Organism: Jatropha curcas
Lineage: Eukaryota; Viridiplantae; Streptophyta; Magnoliopsida; Malpighiales; Euphorbiaceae
Gene: MKP1
Product: mitogen-activated protein kinase phosphatase 1
Biological process (GO): protein dephosphorylation
Source: RefSeq, a predicted model, not a curated record